GGAUUCAUUCAUACUAAGAAACUCUUGCAGAGGCCAAAGCACAAGAGUCCUAUAAUGCAGUACAUCCACCUCUCAUUCUGGGGGAUCUUUUGGAUGCUGCUACCAGUAAGCCAAGGGCGAGCUAUAAAGGCUGAUCGAGUCAAAAAUGAUGCAAAGCUGCUGGCAAGCACCUUGAUAACCAGGAUACAAGAGCAUCCAAUCCAGUUCCUUUUCCCCAGCAAUCUAAAAAUCAGUGGUUUGGAUUUUAUCCCAGAUGAGCAGUUACUAGAAAGCCUGGAACACAUGGAUGAAACUCUUGAAGUUUUCCAAAAAAUUCUCUCCAGUCUCCCAAUGGAAAAUGUUGAUCAGAUGUUGAGUGACAUGGAGAACCUCCGCAGUCUCUUACAAUCCCUGAGCACCAUUAUGGGAUGCACAGCCAGAAAACACAGCCAAUGUGACACUCAAGUGAACCUGACAGAGGAGUAUGCCAAAGCCCCAUACACUACAGAAAAAGUAGCACUGGAUCGCCUCCAAAAAUCCCUACAUAGUAUUGUCAAGCACUUGGACCACAUUACUGACUGCUAAAUUAGACCCUACUAAUGGCAAAAUAACUCUAUUUCUUGCUUCUCUCAAAAAACACCUUUGUCAUUUAGAUGAGGAACUACUGCAAACCAUACUAAUUUGCAAGAAUAUGGAGGCAAUGUUUAUCUGGACCUAUUUUCCUCUUCCAUAUCUGUAUCAAUAAAAACAUGCCCAAAGGCAAAGACAUUUGCAGUAGACACAAUUAUAACAAUAACUACAAGGAUUCCAUUCCAGUUUGCUUCAUAUGGACUUCCACAUUUCAUAUACUAACUGUACACUACCGAUUAUUCUGAAUAUUUUAGAUGCCUGUGUGGACAUGAAACAUAUAGUAAAGUUAAUUGCACUAGUCAGUGCACAGUAAAUAAUGAAACCCUAAGGUUUAUGAAUAAUAGAAAGGUUUUGCCGUGGCAAUGAGACCUUGGCUGCGUUGUUAGUUUGUAAGAGAAUAUGACAUAUUUUAAAGAUUUUUUUAUGCUUAAUUAUUUUCCUAAACUUGAAUAUUUCAUUUAAAAUGGGCAG
Messenger RNA from Xenopus laevis (African clawed frog), 1080 nucleotides. It is a transcript of the gene lep.S, whose product is annotated as leptin S homeolog. The record is from RefSeq and is marked provisional. Gene Ontology annotation, cellular component: extracellular region. Gene Ontology annotation, biological process: signal transduction. Gene Ontology annotation, molecular function: hormone activity. NCBI's taxonomy places the organism in Eukaryota, Metazoa, Chordata, Amphibia, Anura, Pipidae.